Molecule: messenger RNA, 264 nt
Organism: Opisthorchis viverrini
Lineage: Eukaryota; Metazoa; Platyhelminthes; Trematoda; Opisthorchiida; Opisthorchiidae
Exons: 2
Coding region: 1-264 (87 amino acids)
Source: RefSeq, a predicted model, not a curated record
AUGUGCUUGUUGCUGACACUAAAAGAAAUUUCGCUCCCAUUUUCUCUGCACUGCGACAUGCUACGAGGGCAAGUACGUCUCCGCCAAAUUUUCGGGAACGGUCUAUCCACGCGUCCGUCCUUCCUACCGUUAGGCAGGAGUGCACACGCAUCCCGCUAUGCCGCACGUCUUCCAGCGCUGCUACGGCCGAUACGCCUAGCCAGCACGAGACUGGCCAAGAAUUCGGGAGGCACCAAGGCGAGUUCUGAUUGGUCGAGAAUCUGA